AUGAUCGCGCCAACGCCCCCUUCUCUUCUCCUGCUCGACCUGCCGGACGAGAUCUUGAUCAGUAUCCUUGGAUAUCUGGACAUCCCUAGCCUGCGCAAUGCCGUCCUGGUCUGCAAGCAUUUCAACGGUCUGGCAGAACCCUUCUUGUAUCACACUAUCGAGAUACUCAAUGGCCUGCAAGCCGCCGCGCUAUCUGCAAGUCUGUAUGCCAAUCCACAUCGUACCACCUGGAUCCGCUCUCUCCUGGUGUCCACUAAGUUUGGCGAGGAUGAGGGCCUGAACACGUUGCCGCCGCACAUGGCCGAGAUGCGCAACCUUCAGGAAUUGUGCCUCGAGACUCCCGAUUGUAAUGCCAAGUUUCCCGACGAAAGGGUCGGUUGGGUUAACCUCCAGGACCGAUAUGAACGAAUCUUCGAAAGCGCCUCUGCCGUCGUGCCCCAGUCGGCCAGAGUCCUUCCGAAUCUACGAAAAUGUACAUUACAUUUCGUGGAUGGCCAGAAGGAGAUGUACUCUAUGACCAGAUACCCCAUGCUCUUUCUGCACCCCAACCUCCGGUCCCUGACCAUCUCUUGUGCCAGCACCGACUUCCCUGACAAGCUGCUGACACCAUUCCAUGGCGAUCAAUCGUUGAUCAAGUCCAUGAAUCUCGAGCAUUUACAUCUCGAAGAAUGCGACAUCUAUUCUCCAUCCUUGGCCAUCCUCCUCAGCUUUCCCCGGGCUUUAAGGUCUCUCAAAAUCAGCGAGGGCAUCCGCUAUGAUGGCAUCUUCACCGCUCGGAGCAGCCGUUUGCAUGGUAAUGUGACGCCUUCGUCUUUUGUGGACGCGCUUUCCCAGCAUUGCACCGACUCUCUUGAACACUUGUCUCUGGCCCUGGGAUAUAUGCGGCAGGGGUUCGAACAGAUUAAUCAGCCGGGUUCUUUUCUCAAUUUGACGGCAUUCCACGCUCUGAAGCAACUUGAUCUGGACGUUCGUACAGCGAACCUUGUUAGGGUGCGCGGAAAUUGCGACCAUGCCACCUGGAGAAGACUGCCACCUAACUUGGAGACGUUGAAGAUAUUCGGCAUCCCUUUCGGUGAGCGGCCGCCUUUCCGUGCGCGGAGACGAGUUUGGCUGCCCUUUGAAACUUGCCUUGUGAAGGAAAAGGCAGGUCACGGAGUGCGCAUGCUCAAGAACCUCGUAUGUUCCUACGAAUAUUAUCGAGAAGACGACGAGGACCCGCCCAUGAGUGUCACCGAUGAUGAUGACAGCAUCUUCGAGACUAGCCAAGUGGUGAUUUCUCAACAACGCAUGGCCGAUCGAUGUAAUGAAUUGGCGCCGCUUUUUAGGCGACACGGAGUGAGAUUGGAAGUCGAGGUCGUGGUCCUUCCGAAUGGCUUUAUCCCGCCGUAUUUGCACACUGAGGAGAAGCCGAAGUCGUAUACCUUUUGGGAAUCGGCUCCAGCCUGA
Molecule: messenger RNA, 1446 nt
Organism: Exophiala dermatitidis NIH/UT8656
Lineage: Eukaryota; Fungi; Ascomycota; Eurotiomycetes; Chaetothyriales; Herpotrichiellaceae
Exons: 2
Coding region: 1-1446 (481 amino acids)
Molecular function (GO): protein binding
Source: RefSeq, a predicted model, not a curated record